UUCAAACCAUCAGUCGCUGAUAAUUCAACAAGAAAUCAACCAAAAAGCUCUCUGAGAACUUUUCCAAUAUGAUGCAGAUCAAGUACUUGUUCGCCCUCUUCGCUGUCCUGAUGCUGGUCGUCCUGGGAGCCCAAAAUGCCGAUGCCGACUGUCUGUCCGGAAGAUACAAGGGUCCCUGUGCCGUCUGGGACAACGAGACCUGCCGUCGUGUGUGCAAGGAGGAAGGACGAGUCAGUGGACACUGCAGCCCCAGUCUGAAGUGCUGGUGCGAAGGAUGUUGAGAACAUCAUGCCUUUUAAAUAUUUCUUAAAAUUCUGAUCAGAAUAUACUUAUAUGCUUCAAUUAUGAACAUCGAAUAAAUAAAAAUGUACAUUUAUAA
This is a messenger RNA of Drosophila takahashii, 379 nucleotides long. RefSeq names its product drosomycin. Gene Ontology annotation, biological process: defense response. NCBI's taxonomy places the organism in Eukaryota, Metazoa, Arthropoda, Insecta, Diptera, Drosophilidae. The record is from RefSeq and is a predicted model, not a curated record.